CAUAGCUCUGGUGUUGACGAAUUUGCGUCGUCGCUCGGAUGCAACACGAAAACGGUCCAAAACAGGAUGGCCGGCCGCUGCCUCCUCUUCGGCAUCAGUUUCGCUGCCCUCAACCGCUUCCGUUAUAGACGGGGAUGAAUAUGACUCGGACUGUAGGAAAAUGCAGACCUGGGAUGGACCAAUGGUCGAACGACCCACUCGACAGAUAUGCAGAUAUGGGACAGUCGGCGCGAUGUGGUCGAGAGGUUGGGCGUAGCGUAUGGUACUAAGAAAAGCUCGAGAUGUGAUGGAUGGCGCCAUGUCUGACACUUGCGGCGAUGCCUGUCGCUUUUGAGGCGUUGCCCGCGUGUCCGUUCCGACUCGACCGACUGUGUGUAACAUGCGAGCAUGCAGUCGAAAGGUUUUCUCGCCGCCUGUGCCCCCCGCGUCGAACAGAAACAAGGGGAGAGAGAAUGAGGGAUGGAUACCAGUAUCGCCUGCCAGACCUGCCAGCCACACAUGUACACUCACUCACACAUUCACUCGCACACUCACUCACACACCCAUACCAGACUUCACGUCAUGACGGCGAAGCAACUUCAUCGGCCUCACUUCGACCUCUUCCCGGGAAGGCUGAGGACAUGCCCAACCCUCCUACCACCGACCACCCCCGAGAACCAGCGCCGCCGCCAUCAGACAAAUGUCAAGAAGGGCCGCGUCGAGUGCUACUUCAACCCCAAGACGAUAGAGGCCGCCACGUCCGCUGGCCAGAGAACCCUCCCCUCCCUGUACAUGGGUGACCACGACGAAGUCGCCUGA
This is a messenger RNA of Colletotrichum navitas, 798 nucleotides long. RefSeq lists its product as uncharacterized. The transcript is spliced from 2 exons. The record is from RefSeq and is a predicted model, not a curated record. NCBI's taxonomy places the organism in Eukaryota, Fungi, Ascomycota, Sordariomycetes, Glomerellales, Glomerellaceae. The coding region runs from base 291 to 779 and encodes 162 amino acids.